AGCGCGGGCUGGAGGGUGGGAGGGAGGGCGGGCGAGGGGAGAGGACUGAGCACCCAGGCCCGGACAGGCCCGGCCGAGGGGCGGCGGCGAAAGGCAGAGCGCCGCGAUCUCUGUCAGGAAGCGCAACCUCCCCGGGCCCCGCGGGGCCGCGCAGGGGACGUUCUCAAUCCCGCGUCCGCUCCCUCUUUCCAUCCCCUGCCGCCCGCAGGCCACCCCGGGGCCCGGCUAUCCGCGCGCGCGUCCUCGGGCUCGGGCCCGUCCCCGGCCCUCGAGGGAGCCGCCGCCUUCAUCUACACCUCUGCAGCGGCCGCGCCAGAGGCCGCCCGGGCAGGACCCCGGCGUGAGCAUCGAGCGCCCCCCAAGGAGUGCACGACCCCCGGAGCCGCCCUCAACACGGACCGCGCCCGCUGGGCACACAAGAAUGGUCACUCAGAUACUCGGGGCCAUGGAGUCUCAGGUGGCGGGGGGCCCGGCCGGCCCGGCCCUGCCCAACGGGCCACUCCUUGGUACAAAUGGAGCCACUGAUGACAGCAAGACCAACCUCAUCGUCAACUACCUGCCCCAGAACAUGACCCAGGAUGAGUUCAAGAGUCUCUUUGGCAGCAUUGGUGACAUCGAAUCCUGCAAGUUGGUUCGGGAUAAGAUCACAGGGCAGAGCCUUGGUUACGGGUUUGUGAACUACUCUGAUCCCAACGAUGCAGACAAAGCCAUCAGCACCCUCAACGGCCUCAAACUGCAGACGAAGACCAUCAAGGUGUCCUAUGCCAGACCCAGUUCUGCAUCCAUCCGUGAUGCUAACCUAUAUGUCAGUGGACUCCCCAAGACCAUGAGCCAGAAGGAAAUGGAGCAGCUCUUCUCCCAGUAUGGCCGCAUCAUCACUUCCCGCAUCCUGGUGGACCAGGUCACAGGCGUCUCUCGGGGUGUGGGAUUCAUUCGCUUUGACAAGAGGAUCGAGGCUGAGGAGGCCAUCAAAGGACUGAACGGGCAGAAGCCGCUGGGCGCGGCGGAGCCCAUCACGGUCAAGUUCGCCAACAACCCAAGUCAGAAGACUGGCCAGGCCCUGCUCACUCACCUCUACCAGUCAUCAGCCCGACGCUACGCAGGCCCCCUACACCAUCAGACGCAGCGCUUCCGGCUGGAUAACUUGCUCAACAUGGCCUACGGAGUCAAGAGUCCCCUGUCGCUCAUCGCCAGGUUCUCGCCCAUCGCCAUCGACGGCAUGAGUGGCCUCGCGGGCGUGGGCCUGUCGGGGGGUGCGGCAGGCGCUGGCUGGUGUAUCUUCGUGUACAACCUGUCGCCGGAGGCGGAUGAGAGUGUGCUGUGGCAGCUGUUCGGGCCCUUUGGGGCGGUCACCAACGUCAAGGUCAUCCGCGACUUCACCACCAACAAGUGCAAGGGCUUUGGCUUCGUCACGAUGACCAACUACGACGAAGCGGCCAUGGCCAUUGCCAGCCUCAACGGCUACCGCCUGGGUGAGCGCGUGCUGCAGGUGUCCUUCAAGACCAGCAAACAGCACAAGGCCUGAGCCACGGCCGCCCGCCCUCCCCACCCUCCCCGGGCAGCAGAGAGAGAGAGAGAGAGAGAGAGGGGCCCCGAGAGAGACAGCGCAGGCAGACCACCGACGGCACGAGGGCCCCGCGUCCCUACGGAAGCCACAGGGUGAGCACUUGGGGUGGGGGGGAGAGUCUGCAGGGAAUGGGGGGGUGCCUGGGGGUCCCCCACCCCAUCCUCCUGUCCCCACCCCAGGCUGGGCUGUUCACUCUCUCGUCUUGGUUUUGUUCAUGGCGAUGGUUUUUGUUUCUUUUUUCGGCUAAAAAGAAAGCAGAGAUGUGCCCCCACCCCACCUUCAACCACCCUCCACGGGAUGGCUUUGCAGGGGUGCUGGGGUGCGCUCCCAGACCCCCCUGCCCAGGCCUCCCCAACACCUAGAUGAGCCUGAGGGGAGGGGGGACAGGUUUAAAAAUCCCCAAAAAAACAAAACGGAGGAGGGGUGUGGGCAUCCCUGGCCCAGAGCCCCUGGAUGGAGUAUGAGGUGCAGGGGGAGGGGCUGGAAACAGAAACAAAAUGAAAAAAAAAGGGGGGGUGGGAGGGGAAGAAAAACUCUAUUUUUGUAAAAAGGGAAAAAAGACCUCGUGGAGAAUUUUUACUGGGGAUUCUUGAACUUGAAAAAAAAAAAACACAAAAAAAGACAAAAAAAAAAUAAGAAAAUAUUUUGGCAGGUUAUGUUUACCAACUGGGGCAGGGGUAGGGAGCAGGGCUUGGGGGCUGGGGGUCCAUGGGGCCACACAGAGAAACACAGCCACACGAAGACACGUGGGGGCAUGCACACACGCACGCGCACACACACACACACACACACCCCACAGGGACACACAGAAGCACUGACAGACCCAGAGACAUGCCCCGGACACCUUCAGGAGCUCGUUGGCUAGAACCAGACGUGCAGGCAUACACGUAGAUAAUCACAGGAGACUGAAGCGGGGGGGCUCCGCAAACGUGGCCACGGUCAAAAACACUGUCAUGGGCAAAUGCGGCCACAGGUGGGUGCAGAAGGUGAACGUUUCCACGUGGACACAUGAGAGCAGACACAGAUACGCACGGACACACAAACCUAGACACCCUGUCAUGGAGAUACAGAUACAACACCCAGGAGACACCGACACACCCAUAGCAUCCCUCAGGCCCAGGCGAGAGGUCGUGGCCCAGAGCCUGGCCCAGUCCACUUCCUCCAGCUAGGCCACCGGGGUCUCUGGACGCACGGCCCCGCUCAGCCCGGCCCCAGGUUCUCUUCAGAGCUCUCUCCUGGCUCAUAGUGGUCCUGCCGCCCACGAACACAGGCGUGCACACACAACAUCCAUGCAUCCAAACACACGAUACCUCGUUUCACUUUUGGCGUCAUGGUGGGCUGGAGGCAGCCCCCCCCCCCAAACACUUGAGGCCAAAGGACCCCCUGUCCCCGGGGCUGAACCUCCCUGGGCCGAGGCCCUGGCCCAGAGGCUGAGGGGGGAGGCUGGGCCCUGAGCCUUCCCCCUCCCCAAGGCCUCCCCAGCAGGAAGUACCCGCUGUUCCCUCCAGGCCCCCACCUCCACCAUGGGGUGGCCAGGCCCAGGGGCCCAGCCCCGAAUUCCCUUCCCCCCCAACCACUUGUCACCCCCUUUCAGUUUGUUGGGUUUUUCCGUCUUUCCAAACUCCUGAGGGCCGGGGAUGCAGCGCCCAUCCCAAGCCCCAGCCCCGGCUUCUGUCUGGAAAGUCCAGACACUUUCCAUUCCCCUAGUUUUCAUUCUUUAUUAAAAAAAAGAAAAAAAGAAAAAAAAAAGAGAAGAAAAAAAGAAAGAAAAAGAAAAAAUUCCAACAGAAGCCGAAGGCCGGAGCCCCUGGGAGCCCUCGCAGCCCCCCACCCCCCUGCAGCGGGCCCAGUCGGAACUGAGAAUUGCAAACCCCGAGUUCAGUCGCCCUUUCUCCGGUGUCCCUGCGUUUGGUGUCUGGCCAUGGCCCCAUCUGACUGCCCAGCUCUCUCUCCCCGACCCCUCCCGGUGUUUGUUAGUAAACGUCUGUGGAGCUUCUGCUGCAAGGAACAAAAAGAAAAAAAAAAAUCAAAAAAGCGACAAAAAAAAAAAAAAACACAAACAGAAGAGGAAAAAAGCGACAAAAGAAGGAAGAAAAAAAAAACACAGAAGAGAUUUUAAAAAAAAAAAAGGAAAAAAAAGACAUAAACUGGCACCAGUUAACUUUCUUGUACUUUUUUGCCGAAUUUAGCUUCUUGUAGUUUUAACUUAUUGCUAUGUUAACUAUUUAUUCUCCUCGUUGCCCUGUAAGGACAUUUGUGUAUAUUUCUGUUCCUUCAUCCAGUUUGCAAGUUUAAAGGAACCACGAUGUUCUCUUUGUUUCUUUAAGUUUUGCUGAGACGUGGUUAUGCCUAAUUUAUUUAUAAAAGGGGAAGUGGAAUCAUUAAAGUAAUAAUAAUUAUUAAUAACAGUAAUGGUAGCCGAGCGGCGCCCGGGGGGCGUGUGCUCUGUGGGGCGGUCCCCGCGGCCAGCGACGUCCGGGGUCUUAAUGGGAUUAUUUUUGCUCGUCUUGAGAAUUUUUUCAGUCCUAUUUAGCUGGUGAAAACCCUAGCUUGUUCUUGAUACACGAACCUAUUUAUUCUUGUGGUUUUUAAGUCCUUCCCAACCUCCCAGCUCCCCUCCAGCAGGGCACGCACCCCCCAGCGGGUCCACCCCUCUCCCUCUGCUGUUUCUUGGGGCUCUCUCCCCUCCGCCCUCCGAGCGCAGGGACACGUGUGCACACGUGGGCAGCGUGCAGGAGGCGUCUGUGAGCAAUAAGGGCUGGGUUUGUCCCCUUCCCUGGGGCAGCCGGGCUCUGCAGAGGGGGCACCUCCCCACACCCCCCCCCCACACACUGAGGCCUAGGCCCCUGACACCCCCAAGUCUGGGAGGGGACUUCUUUUUCUAAAACACAGAACUCAGCCCAGCCAGGCCCCCUCCCCAGAGGCCAGCCCCUCACCCUAGGGGUUGGGGGGGCCUGGGGUCUUCCACAUCCCUGGGGGUCAGGGGCAGGGCCUGUGGGAUGGGGGCUCAGCCCCUCCAGCCCUCCCUUCAUCUUGUUAUUUAUUCAGGAGGUUUCAAAUCACGACAGAGUCCAUGUUGGAGGUGAUAAAGAACUGUAAAAAAAAAAAAAAAAAAAAAAAAAAAGAAGAAAGAAAAAGAAAAAAAAAUCACAAAAACCCAAAACCCAACAAGAACACUUUGCGUUGCGUUUAGACUAUUUAUUACCGGGAUUACAGGCCUGGCCGCGGUAACAGACUUUUACAUGGAAUUGUUUAAUUAUUUGUACUUUUCAUGCCAGAAAAUAAAAGUUCAGAAUCUUA
Messenger RNA from Lutra lutra (Eurasian river otter), 4867 nucleotides. RefSeq names its product ELAV like RNA binding protein 3 (gene ELAVL3). The record is from RefSeq and is a predicted model, not a curated record. NCBI's taxonomy places the organism in Eukaryota, Metazoa, Chordata, Mammalia, Carnivora, Mustelidae. The coding region runs from base 422 to 1525 and encodes 367 amino acids. Gene Ontology annotation, cellular component: ribonucleoprotein complex. The transcript has 7 exons. Gene Ontology annotation, molecular function: RNA binding.